Messenger RNA from Impatiens glandulifera, 1352 nucleotides. Its product is annotated as serine/threonine-protein phosphatase PP1 isozyme 4. The coding region runs from base 119 to 1045 and encodes 308 amino acids. NCBI's taxonomy places the organism in Eukaryota, Viridiplantae, Streptophyta, Magnoliopsida, Ericales, Balsaminaceae. Gene Ontology annotation, cellular component: cytoplasm; nucleus. The record is from RefSeq and is a predicted model, not a curated record. The transcript has 4 exons. Gene Ontology annotation, molecular function: protein serine/threonine phosphatase activity.
GAAAAUAUUAAGGCUUAUUCUCUCUCUAGAAUUUGAAGGAGAGAGAAUAGUAAAGCCAUCCGGAGGUAGGGUUCCACUUUCUGCAGCGGCCAUUGCAUUUCGCAAAGGCAGUGGACUGAUGGACCCAGUUGUUCUUGACAAGAUCAUCGAUCGCCUUUUAGAGGUCCGAUCAGCUAAGCCAGGAAAGCUUGUGCAGCUCACAGAAUCGGAGAUUAAGCAGCUAUGCAUUGCUUCUCGCGAUAUAUUCAUCUCGCAGCCUAAUCUCCUCGAGCUUGAAGCUCCUAUCAAAAUAUGUGGUGACAUUCAUGGACAGUACAGUGACUUAUUGAGGCUCUUUGAGUAUGGAGGAUUUCCUCCACAAUCCAAUUAUCUAUUUCUUGGGGAUUAUGUUGAUCGUGGAAAACAGAGUCUAGAAACUAUAUGUCUAUUGCUUGCCUACAAAAUUAAAUAUCCUGAGAACUUCUUUAUCCUUAGGGGUAACCAUGAAUGUGCUUCUAUUAAUCGCAUUUAUGGGUUUUAUGAUGAAUGCAAGCGCCGGUUUAAUGUAAAAAUAUGGAAAUCCUUUACCGAAUCUUUCAAUUGUCUUCCUGUGGCUGCUCUUAUUGAUGACCGAAUCUUGUGCAUGCACGGUGGGCUUUCUCCUGAUCUCAAUAACCUGGAUCAAAUCCGUGAGUUACCUCGUCCAACUGCUAUCCCAGAUGCAGGUUUACUGUGUGAUUUGCUUUGGUCUGAUCCUAGUAGAGAGGUCAAGGGAUGGGGAAUGAAUGAUAGAGGAGUUUCAUUCACCUUUGGUCCUGAUAAGGUGUCAGAGUUCUUGACAAAGCAUGAUUUAGACCUGGUUUGUCGAGCUCAUCAGGUUGUUGAGGAUGGCUAUGAGUUUUUUGCGGAUAGGCAGCUGGUAACAAUAUUUUCAGCUCCAAAUUACUGCGGUGAAUUUGAUAAUGCUGGUGCCUUGAUGAGUGUAGAUGAAAACUUGUUGUGCUCGUUCCAAAUUCUUAAACCGGCUGAGAAAAAAAUCAAGUUCAUGAUGUCCACCAAAAUAUGAGGGAAUGAACAACAGCUUCCUACCCAGGAUUCAUCUAAAGCAAGAUAAAAUAAUGCUGAUGUCAAGAAGGGGGGAGGAGGUGGUAGCUCUAUUUUCACACUGUUAUCUUCUGGUUGAACAACCACAAAAUUCAUGGCUUUCCAGACAAUGUUCUUUUUAGAAAAUUUUCAUUUGUGUCUCAAUCUCAAUAAGAAAUUGCCAAAACUGUAGUCGUACUCAAUAUAUUUUUAGUUUUGUAAAAUUAUGUAGUUAUGUGUGACCACAACUCUAUUUGGAAAAUUUAAUAAUGGCUGCAUCAUGAUUCCAC